Helianthus annuus (common sunflower) is the source of this 1150-nucleotide messenger RNA. RefSeq names its product cystinosin homolog. The record is from RefSeq and is a predicted model, not a curated record. Gene Ontology annotation, biological process: L-cystine transport. The transcript is spliced from 8 exons. Gene Ontology annotation, cellular component: vacuolar membrane. Bases 196 to 1008 code for a protein of 270 amino acids. NCBI's taxonomy places the organism in Eukaryota, Viridiplantae, Streptophyta, Magnoliopsida, Asterales, Asteraceae. Gene Ontology annotation, molecular function: L-cystine transmembrane transporter activity.
CACGUGUCCCCAUAUUACCGGAACCCACAUAGGCCCUUCCCACACUGGAUCCAAACCUCCAUAUAAAUUCCACCGUACGUCAACCCACCAUUGCAGAAAGCCAGAAACCAACUUUACAAUAAUAAUUUCAGUGGACUCUUCUUUAAGUUUUGCCCCCGAAUAAACACACUCUGUGUGUGUGUGUUUUUCAAUCAAAUGGGAUCAUCAUGGAAUUCAACAGAGAUGGAGGUUAUUUCGAGCGUAUUCGGCUGGAUUGCGUUUUUUUCUUGGUCGAUCAGCUUCUAUCCACAGGUUAUUUUGAAUUUCAAACGAAAAAGUGUUGUAGGGUUGAAUUUCGAUUUUGUGGUGCUGAAUUUGACCAAACAUUCGUCGUAUUUGAUAUAUAACGCUUCUGUGUUCUUUAGCGACGCUGUUCAGCGUCAGUAUCACGAGAAAUAUGGAUUUAAUGAGAUGAUACCUGUGGCAGCGAAUGAUGUAGCUUUCUCGAUCCAUGCGGUUGUGCUAACUGCAUUUACCUUAUUUCAGAUAGCCAUCUAUGAUCGUGGAGGUCAAAAGGUGUCCAAGACUAGUAUUUCUAUACUCUCGGUAGCCUGGUUAACUGUUAUUAUCUGCGUGUUCGUAGCCAUACCUAAUCAUUCUUGGCUUUGGUUGGUUUCCUGCUUUAGCACAUUACAGGUUGUCAUGACGGUAAUCAAGUAUAUACCUCAAGCUGUUAUGAACUUCCAAAGGAAGAGCACAGUUGGAUUUAGCAUUGGCAACAUAUUGCUUGAUCUGGGUGGAGGAUUAGCAAAUUAUGGACAAAUGGCUGUCCAAUCUAUAGAUCAAAAUUCAUGGGUGAACUUCUAUGGGAAUAUAGGCAAGACGUUGCUUUCUUUGGUGUCUAUCUUCUUUGACCUCCUGUUCAUCUUGCAACAUUAUGUGCUCUACCCUGCUCGAAAGACUGUGAAAUCACUGAGUCCAGACUUGUUAAGUCAGGAACCACUUGUUGCACCUUCUGAAGAUGCAUGAAGCCAACAUUUGCUAGAUUUUAAUUAAAAAAAAAGAGACUGAUACCAUUCUGCUUACAUAAAACAUGAUGUAUACUAAAAUGUACAAAUAUCUAAUGGUUCUUACUUUCACAUGGUCGUAAUUUAGUUCUUGUUUCGAAAUG